Messenger RNA from Poecilia reticulata (guppy), 2799 nucleotides. It is a transcript of the gene slc13a5a, whose product is annotated as solute carrier family 13 member 5a. Gene Ontology annotation, biological process: fumarate transport; transmembrane transport; citrate transport. Lineage: Eukaryota; Metazoa; Chordata; Actinopteri; Cyprinodontiformes; Poeciliidae. Gene Ontology annotation, molecular function: sodium:dicarboxylate symporter activity; succinate transmembrane transporter activity; citrate transmembrane transporter activity. Gene Ontology annotation, cellular component: plasma membrane. The record is from RefSeq and is a predicted model, not a curated record.
AUGGAUCACAAAGUGUUGGAGAGAGCAGAGAGAGAGGAUCAGUUCUGUUGCUUCUGACUUCUGACCGGAUUUCUUAGAUUCACUCAUCUUCAUCUUCAUCUUCAUCUUCCUCCAUGUCAGUUCUUCCUCGGGGCCUCAAAAUGCUGCAGCAGUUCUGGAAGAUAAAGGAACUCUUGAUUCUGGUCGGCACCCCGUUUCUGCUGCUGCCGCUGGCGCUCGGCACCACGGAAGCGGCCUGUGGGUAUGUCAUCGCCCUCAUGGCAGUGUACUGGUGCACGGAGGUUCUACCUCUGGCGGUGACGGCGCUGCUGCCCACCAUCCUGUUCCCGGCGCUCGGCAUCAUGGAGUCCAAAAAGGUGUGCAUGCAGUACAUGAAGGACACCAACAUGCUGUUUGUGGGGGGACUGAUGGUGGCCUUGGGUGUGGAGCGCUGGAACCUCCACAAACGGAUCGCACUCAGAGUUCUGCUGCUGUUCGGAGUCCGACCUGCCCUACUGAUGCUGGGGUUCAUGGGGGUCACGGCCUUCCUGUCGAUGUGGAUCAGCAACACAGCCACCACCGCUAUGAUGGUCCCCAUCGUGCAGGCUGUCCUCGACGAGCUCCUUGACAAUAAGAACAAGGUUGGCGUUGGCGUGGAGAUGGUGAAGAUCCAGAGCAGGGCUGUGUCUGUGCAGCAGGAGCAUCAGCAGAAGACCAUCAGCAUCGAGGAAAUGGCCGACCCAAACAUCCCAAGCAAAGAUCUCAACCUAUCAACUAAUCAUAGUCAAUCAGAGGAAGUCAUCAGCCCAGAAGACACCAAGGCACCUAACCAGGAGUUGGAGCUGGAGGAGCUGAGUGAUGAAGAGCAGGAGAAGAAGAGGAUGAGGAAAGGUCUUAUGCUUUCUGUGUGCUAUGCUGCCAGCAUCGGAGGCAUUUCCACCCUGACAGGAACCGGGCCCAACCUGGUUCUGAUGGGACAGAUGAACCAACUGUUUCCUCAGAACGGCAAUGUGGUCAACUUUGUAUCAUGGUUCGUGUUCGCCUUCCCCACCAUGUUGCUGAUGCUGACCCUGUCCUGGUUCUGGUUGCACUUCCUCUUCAUCGACUGGAACCUAAAGAAGACCUUGGGCUGCGGCUCGACCCAGACCGACAAGGAGAAGGCCGCGUACGACGCACUCAAGGAGGAGCACAGGCAGCUAGGACCCAUGAGUUAUGGUGAGAUCAGCAUCCUGGCACUCUUCAUCCUUAUGGUGGUGCUGUGGUUCACAAGAGACCCUCGCUUCAUGGACGGCUGGGCCACCCACCUCUUCAACGCCAAAACACAGUUCGUCAGCGAUGCCACCGUGUCGUUGUUCAUCACCCUCUUGAUGUUCAUCCUUCCCUCCAAGCCGCCACGCUACCUCUGCUUCUGGCGGUCCUCCGACUCUGAGAGCCGGCAGUCCCAAGGCCCCUCCCCUUCGCUGCUCACCUGGAAGGUGGCCCAGAACAAGAUGCCCUGGGACGUCAUCCUCCUGCUGGGGGGCGGCUUUGCUCUGGCUAAAGGCAGCGAGGUGUCCGGUCUUUCCCGCUGGCUCGGCAAUCAGAUGACGCCGCUGCACUCCAUCCCGUCGUGGGCCAUCGCCAUCAUCAUCUGCCUCCUCGUCACCACCUUCACGGAGUGCGCUAGCAACGUCGCCACGGCAACGCUCUUCCUGCCCGUCCUUGCCUCCAUGUCCCAGUCCAUCAGCCUGAACCCACUCUACGUCAUGUUACCCUGCACCCUCAGUGCCUCCUUCGCCUUCAUGCUGCCAGUGGCCACGCCCCCCAACGCCCUCGUCUUCUCCUCCGGCUACCUCAAAGUGUCAGACAUGGCUAAAGCCGGCGUGGUGAUGAACCUCAUAGGGAUUUGCUGCAUCACUCUGGCCAUCAACAGCUGGGGGCGUGCCCUGUUUUCUCUGGACUCUUUCCCCUUGUGGGCCAACAUCACUUCCUCGAUGUAGAACCCACAACCUCCUGCCAGCUGGGAUCCUCCUGUCCUGAGCCUCCGGACGCAGAGUUCUCCAAAAACCGCUCCCAGUUUUACUUCAUCAGCACAGUUCAGAGAGAAGUCAGGACUUUUCCUCAUCUAAUGCUAGUUUAUGUCUUUAUCACAUGAGGCUGCAUCCAUUCUGAGUCCUACUACUGAAUAAUGACUGGCUGGCACCAAGCAACCAGAUUCAGCAACUGAGCAACCAGCACUGGCAAAUAAGAAGGAAGCUACUCUCUAGUGUUAGCUUUGGAGAGAUUGGUCACAAACUGGAUUGAUAUAUUACUUUGCUAUCCAUUGGUACCAACAGGCUAGUGUUAGAAUUUGAUAGCCUAGCAUUAGCAUUGACCAGGCUUUGGAGGCUAGUUGUUUGCCUAUCUACAGCUAAUGCUAGAUUCUCCAAAGCUAUUUCUAGCCAAACUGUGCUAAUAGGCAGCAGAGGAAGUAGUAGGCUGGAUGACCAGCCUAGACAUGCUAGUCACCAGCCUCUACAAAGCUAACGCUAGUAGUCUCCUUUUCAUUAGCCAGUGUUGGUUGCUCAAAUACCACUGCCAGCCUAUCAUUAAUCAGAUUACACUGGAUUACACUGGAUUAUACAGGGAUUACACAGACUUUCAUGAAUGUUUGUACACACACAUCCAGUUCACAUACAGAAAAAUAGACUCAAACUAGUGCAACUUAAAUUUCAUUUUGAGUUGUUUAGCUGAAGAAUGAUGGAAAACCCAUGAAAAAAACUAAUAAAAGGACUAACAGAACAGAGCUAACAGAAUUGGGUUCUGUAAGCUCAAAUGGUUCUGAUUAAGGUCCAAACAGGG